Molecule: messenger RNA, 1488 nt
Organism: Rasamsonia emersonii CBS 393.64
Lineage: Eukaryota; Fungi; Ascomycota; Eurotiomycetes; Eurotiales; Trichocomaceae
Exons: 7
Coding region: 1-1488 (495 amino acids)
Cellular component (GO): mitochondrion
Source: RefSeq, a predicted model, not a curated record
AUGCCUUCUUUUCGAGAAACCCUAUGCCUAGACUGGGGCUUGAUUAGCACUCCCGAGCAGCAGAUCAGAGCAAUGACCUCCUGCCAGCAACGGAAACCAGACUGGAACGACAAUGAGGAUUUCUUUCGUUUCACCCGUGGUCGCUUUCUCCGCGACGAGGCACGUGAAUUGUCCAGCCGUUACGUGAGAUUCAACGUCAACGAGCUUGCACGAGUAGCGGCCCAAGCCACAGGUCACGGCUCUCGCCAUUGCGUGAAGAUAGAGAAGCUGGCAGAUGGAAUGCAUAACAAGGCUCUCCUUUUGACAAUGGACAACGGCUUGCAGGUUGUUGGUAAAAUACCAAACCCAAACGCAGGAAGGCCGUAUUUCACGACUGCCUCGGAGGUAGCCACCAUGGAAUUUAUGAGAAAUGUGAUGGGGACUCCGGUGCCCAAGGUCCUCGCUUGGAGCGCGAAACGAGGUGGUGAAAAGAAUUGCCAAGUAUCAAGAAGAUUGGACGUCGACUUCCUUCUCCCGGUUUGGAGGACUGUACUAUCGGAAGAUCUUGGAUCUGCCGCCUCCCCUUUGGUCUAUACGGACAAGGAGGGAAGGCGAGUUACGGAUGACCGUUUUGCUAUCGGCCCAUCGACAAGGAGACAGAAUGUCGAUGACGGCAGGAUGGACGUCGACUUCGACAGAGGCCCUUAUUACUUGCUCCCCGACGACGAAUCCAUCCAAACGUCUCAUCUCUGGCACGACGACCUGCAUACGGAGAAUAUUUUCGUCAACCCGGACGAUCCUUCCGAGAUCUACGGAUUUAUAGACUGGCAGUCAACUGAAUUGGCCCCUUUGUAUGAGCACACGCUUGAGCCCUACGUUCUUGAUUAUGACGGCCCGCCGGUGGAAGGACUGCUCGAGCAGCCGAGACUGGCCGAAGUCCAGAAGCUCUUUGAUAACGAACCUGACCCGGUCUUGCGGAAGAGGAAGGCAGAUUCAUUAUUUGUCAAGAUGUCCCUGGUCUCCCUGUACCGACACCUGGUCCAUAAGAUUAAUAAGCGAUUGUUGAGAGCUCUCAAGUUCCGAGAGACGACCCGCUUUCAGCUCCUUCUCUUCGCGCGGAACCUUCUUGUGGACGGGGAGGCGACAUACCUGGCUCUCCUGGCAGAGCAGCAGCAGCAGCAACAACAACAACAACAACAACAGAGCAGCAAAGAUUUGCCCGGGACACGGGAAAAUAGCAACCUCUUACCCUUCCCAUUAUUCUCCGCUGAGGAGCUCAAGACCAUUGAGACGGACAGCGAGGGUGCAGCGCUGGCGAUCAAUCUGAUGCAGGAAGUCCAAGAUAGAGUCGGUCGGCAAUUCUUUUCUGCACAGGGACUGGUCAGCCAUGAGCAAGUCGACGGGGCCAAGAAGGCUCUGCGGGCAGCCAAGGAGGAGUUUGUGCAGAAGUACGCGCGGAACGAGAACGAAGUGAAGGAACUGGGAGAAGCGUGGCCGUUUGAUGAUUGA